Messenger RNA from Acanthosepion pharaonis, 1533 nucleotides. The record is from the annotation of a GenBank genome assembly. Lineage: Eukaryota; Metazoa; Mollusca; Cephalopoda; Sepiida; Sepiidae.
AUGCACCGGAAAGGAAAAGGCAGGAAAACAAAAGUGGACAGUCAAUUGGAAAAGGAAUUUUUCUUUUUUUCUUUUCUUUUUCUCUAUUUCCUUCUCUCUUUUCCUUUGUUUUCUCUAUUUCCUUCUCUCUUUUCCUUUGUUUUCUCUAUUUCCUUCUCUCUUUUCCUUUCUUUUCUCUAUUUCCUUCUCUCUUUUCCUUUCUUUUCUCUAUUUCCUUCUCUCUUUUCCUUUGUUUUCUCUAUUUCCUUCUCUCUUUUCCUUUGUUUUCUCUAUUUCCUUCUCUCUUUUCCUUUUUUUUUCUCUUUCCUUCUCUCUUUUCCUUUGUUUUUUCUCUCUUUCCUUCUCUCUUUUCCUUUGUUUUCUCUAUUUCCUUCUCUCUUUUCCUUUUUUUCUCUAUUUCCUUCUCUCUUUUCUUUUUUUUCUCUAUUUCCUUCUCUCUUUUCCUUUGUUUUUUCUAUUUCCUUCUCUCUUUUCCUUUGUUUUCUCUAUUUCCUUCUCUCUUUUCUUUUUUCUCUAUUUCCUUCUCUCUUUUCCUUUGUUUUUCUCUAUUUCCUUCUCUCUUUUCCUUUGUUUUCUCUAUUUCCUUCUCUCUUUUCCUUUGUUUUCUCUAUUUCCUUCUCUCUUUUUCUUUCUUUUCUCUCUUUCCUUCUCUCUUUUCCUUUGUUUUCUCUAUUUCCUUCUCUCUUUUUCUUUUUUUUCUCUAUUUCCUUCUCUCUUUUCCUUUCUUUUCUCUAUUUCCUUCUCUCUUUUCCUUUCUUUUCUCUAUUUCCUUCUCUUUUUUCCUUUGUUUUCUCUAUUUCCUUCUCUCUUUUCCUUUGUUUUCUCUAUUUCCUUCUCUCUUUUCCUUUGUUUUCUCUAUUUCCUUCUCUCUUUUCCUUUCUUUUCUCUAUUUCCUUCUCUCUUUUCCUUUGUUUUCUCUAUUUCCUUCUCUCUUUUCCUUUCUUUUCUCUAUUUCCUUCUCUCUUUUUCUUUCUUUUCUCUAUUUCCUUCUCUCUUUUCCUUUCUUUUCUCUAUUUCCUUCUCUUUUUUCCUUUGUUUUCUCUAUUUCCUUCUCUCUUUUUCUUUCUUUUCUCUAUUUCCUUCUCUCUUUUCCUUUCUUUUCUCUAUUUCCUUCUCUUUUUUCCUUUGUUUUCUCUAUUUCCUUCUCUCUUUUCCUUUCUUUUCUCUAUUUCCUUCUCUCUUUUCCUUUGUUUUCUCUAUUUCCUUCUCUCUUUUUCUUUCUUUUCUCUAUUUCCUUCUCUCUUUUCCUUUGUUUUCUCUAUUUCCUUCUCUCUUUUCCUUGCUUUUCUCUAUUUCCUUCUCUCUUUUCCUUUGUUUUCUUUACUUUCUUAUUUCUUUCCUUUUGUUUCUUUACUCCCUUCUUUCUUUCCCUUUGUUUUAUUUCUUUCUCAUUUUGGUCAUGACGCGUUCUUUCUCUUCCUUUUCUUCUUUGUUGUGUCUGCGUUUAUUUUUUUUCCAUUUCAUUCCAGUGUCAUCACUUCACAUAUUUUUUUCUUAUUUUAUCAUUACUCUUUCCCAACAGUAAAAUUGUAA